UCGACGUAUCUUUACAGCUGACCUCCGCUCUUGUGAAUAGUCCCAAGCCCUGGAUACGUCUUCUUCACUUUCCAUCAGAUGGCCCUGGCACCCUUCCUCUUAGGCGUCUCAAUUGGCUCUCUGCCAUACGUUUCUGUGCAGCAGACAACUCUCUGAGCUGCCAGCUGUACCUCUCUGGCAUGGCCGGCAGACAGUCUUCGAGCAGACGAGAGCUGUGGUCACUGGCAGAUUCAUAUGACUUUAUUGCUUCGUUCCUAGGCAAAUCUGAACUAUACCGCCCACCAGUGUCUCGCCUCAAUCCUCUUGAACAAAGACGCGCUUUUCGAUCUUCCCGCGACCAGCACAACAAUGUCAACCACAGUAGACUAGAUAAGCUACAUAAACUAGUACCGGUCUCCCGUAAUUUUGCUUCACUUCGGCAGCAACAUGGCACAAGACGUCACUUCCACGACUACUUCGUCACAAACCUACCGUCCUCCUCCCUCCAUCCUGAUUCCAAGUCCUCCACUGGGCCACACCACAAGCUCCCUCGAUCAGCUUCAACGCCCCAUACUCCCGGCUCUGGGCGAUCUCCAGCAGCAGCCCCGCCCAUGAUUGGUGCCUCUCGGGAGCUUACCGUCGUACGAAUUCCCUUACGAAGCGCGAAACAUCAUUUCGGGGUCUCUGUGUCACGGGGCACGCGGCCGUACAAUGAAGAUACGUAUCAAGCAGGAACAAUAGAGAUCCCAGCAUUUGCUAAGAGGGCGCCUAUAAGUUUGAGUCGUUCGGGGUCGAAGAUCACAGCGGGCGGGGCGACGUCGGCGGAUAGUGCUAGUGGAGAUCCGCAGGUUUUCUACUUUGGCGUGUUUGAUGGGCAUGGCGGGAAUGAGUGCAGUGAUUUCUUGCGGGAGGAGUUGCAUAGCUAUGUUGAGAAUGCUGCGGAGAUUUUUGAGCUUGGGUCGAGCUUGAAAGCGGGGGGGAAGAAGGAGGAUAGAGAUGUUGGUGCGCCGAGUGCGGACCAUGGGGGUGGUGAGAACGAACUUUCAUCCCAGGGCAAGAAAAGUCUAAACAGACAUGAAAUGAAAGGCGAAGGAGAGUUCGAAGGGCUACAGAAUGUGCCAAAGAGAAAUGAUGAUAAGAGCGUCAAGGACCACCCAAAUAGCCCGGCUCUGUCUGGCGAGGAGCCAGUUUCAGCAGAAUCCAACAAACCGAAGGCCAUCGGGCUUGAGAGGGAUUUGGUGGCACAGUGGAAAGACACAGUUGGAGGCUACUUUCGCCGAUUCAAGCCUGAAUACUUCUCUUUGGCUGCUAAUGGUUCACCCCCAUCCGACACGCCAAUUUCCAUUGAGACAGCGUUGAUGUAUGCUUUCCUCAAGGCAGAUCUGGAUUUUGUUACGGCACAAGCUCGCAAGCCAGAUGCCGAGAACCAGCACGGCGAUACACCUCUGAACGCAGACGACAUUCUCGGCGAGCCUGCCCACUUAACUCCCUCGAAGCAUCGGAUUGGAGGCCCGAAACAAUUCGUAGGAGGCUCAACAGCUUCCAUAGCUCUCAUCUCCACACCGACACCAACACCAUUCUGGCAUCCGGCAUCCCCAUCCACCAUCAUCGUUGCCCACGUAGGGGAUACUCGAAUUCUCCUCUGCGACACCGCAACUGGUCUAGCAAAACCUGCUACCACAGAUCACCACCCAAGUUCUCCUGUUGAGAGCACAAGACUCCGUCGAUACGCGGCGACAUUCGUCACCGACUCCUUCGGCGAAGAGCGGAUGUCCGGCUUAGCUAACACUCGAGCCUUUGGCGACAUGCGCUCUAAACGAAUCGGCGUCUCCGCUGAGCCUGAGAUUAGGCGCAUAGAUCUCUCUCCCGCGGAGUACAGCUUCCUCGUCCUUGUAUCUGAUGGUGUGAGCGGUACGUUAUCGGAUCAGGAAAUCGUUGACGUGGUUAAGGAGGCGAAGACUCCGGAACAAGGGGCGAGAGACGUGGUGAGCUAUGCUACGGAAGUGAGUUCAGAGGGUGACAAUGCGACGUGUUUGGUGGUCAGACUUGGUGGGUGGGAGAGGAGGAUUGAGGGGGGAAUGGGGAGUAUGGGGACUAAGGAGGUGAGAGAUUUUAGAAAAGGCGAUGCUUUAGAUCCGAGAAGAGGGAGGACGUAAAUAUGAGGCAGAGAGUGCAUAUAACUUAUAUAAAGCGUAAAUUCCUUGCGAGGUGUGUUUGGAUUACCCCUC
Hyaloscypha bicolor E is the source of this 2207-nucleotide messenger RNA. RefSeq names its product protein serine/threonine phosphatase 2C. The transcript is spliced from 2 exons. NCBI's taxonomy places the organism in Eukaryota, Fungi, Ascomycota, Leotiomycetes, Helotiales, Hyaloscyphaceae. Gene Ontology annotation, biological process: protein dephosphorylation. Gene Ontology annotation, molecular function: protein serine/threonine phosphatase activity; cation binding. The record is from RefSeq and is a predicted model, not a curated record. Bases 180 to 2135 code for a protein of 651 amino acids.